CCUUUACUGCCUACCUGUAUAUCCUUCUAAUUAACCAACUUCUAAUAACCUCUAUCUCCUCCUAAUUGCUCCAUACAAUGUCAACCACUGAGGGCUCUUCUCUCCCCAGAAAUCUUCAGCCCGACGACCUGAUGCUAACAGAUGAAUGCAGAGAACUCAUGGGGUCCCUCCAAUCCGAGAAGGGAUGGGUCUUGAGCUCGAGCACCCUCUACUACCUCUACCAGGGAUUCUGGUACGGCGCCCUCCACAUGAACGGCACCCUCUUGACUCAACGCCACUUUAGGUCCCUGGACUCGGACAUUCUCCUUGUGACCACUCCCAAGUCCGGUACCACAUGGCUUAAGGCCAUCAUCUUUGCCCUGCUAAAUCGAUCCUGCUAUUCUGAACCGGCCAACAGAAAACUAGACCACCCCUUGCUCCACAAAAAUCCUCACAAACUCGUACCCUUUUUGGAAGUCGACAUCUACACGUCCAAGGACCCUUAUCCGGACCUCUCCAAUUUCAACUCCCCAAGGCUGUUUGCCACCCACAUACCGCUCAGGUCACUUCCAGAGUCCGUGAAGGACUCCAAGUGUAAGCUUGUGUAUCUAUGUAGGAACCCAAGGGACACGUUUGUCUCUCUAUGGCACUUCUUAAAUAAGUUGACGCACAAUGAAACUGAAAUGGGCAUACAGGCACUUGAGGGGGCCUUUGACAUGUUUUGCAAAGGUGUGAGCCUUUAUGGACCAUACUGGGACCAUGUCCUGGAUUACUAUAAGGCUAGCUUGGAGAUGCCCCAUAAGGUCUUGUUUCUAAAGUACGAGGAAAUGAAGGACAAACAGAGUGAGCAUUUGAAGAGAUUGGCUGAUUUCUUGGGCUGUCCUUUAUCCGAGGACGAGGAGGCCAAUGUCGGGGUGGAUGAGAUCCUAAGGCUCUGCAGCUUCGAUAAUCUGAGCAAGCUGGAGGUGAAUCAGACUGGGAAGCUUGAGCUAGGGUUGGAGAACAAGUUUUUCUUCAGAAAGGGCGAAGUGGGAGACUGGGUGAACUAUUUAACUCCAGAGAAGAUCGAGCGGCUUGACCGCAUCACUGAAGAGAAGAUAGGCAGCUCAGGCUUAAAGCUCUAGAAAUGAGUCGAUAGCCGGUUAUUCCCAAAACAAAUGAAUUUUCCCAAAACUUGUAAUAUGUUAUGUACUAGUUUCUUUGGUUAUAAGAUUUCUCUUGCCCCAGGAAUGGAUCAACUUUUUAUU
Messenger RNA from Punica granatum (pomegranate), 1226 nucleotides. The record is from RefSeq and is a predicted model, not a curated record. Lineage: Eukaryota; Viridiplantae; Streptophyta; Magnoliopsida; Myrtales; Lythraceae.